UGAAGCGAACAUGUCAGUUUUAACAGUGCAGCACAACAGUACAUUAUAUUGUUAUUACUGUAAAAGACUUUCCCAUACUGUGCAUCUGCUCAGCCUAAGAGCAUGCUAGGAAUACCUGGGAGCUAAAGAAACAUAGAGCUGUCUCAGUCCCCAGCCAAAUAACUCGGAGAAGAGGCACUUUUCUUCAGGAAAAAGUUUUUUAUUGAAGAGAUUUCCAACAAAAGGAGGGGGAUACAGAAGAAAGAAAGGAGGAGGGGUAUAUGGCAAAACAAAAGGAAAAAAAAUGCAAAACAAAUAAAGGUAUGGACUGGUUCCACUGCAAUAUGUGUUUCCUAAAUCAGAAUGAAACCUUUUAUAUCACCAGCUGUGGGCACAUACUCUGCCAGAAGUGCAUCACACAAGAUAAAUGCAGCGUGUGCAAAAGAGCCUGCAGACACCUGUCCCUAUCAGAUAAUAUGAAAGCUCAGGAGAAGAUAUUUUUCAGAAAUCACAAGCAGAUAGCCCAGAAGUACUUUGAUCACUUGGCUCAGGUGUCAAGCUUCCAAAAGCAGCAGUUUGCACUCCAAUUGGCCUUUUAUAAACAUUACCUUUGCAAGAGUCAGCGUGCAUUGCAAGAUGCUCUUCAGAAGGUCAACAGCCAAGAAAGUGAGUUGAAAUCCAUGAAAAAAGACAAUGCUGAACUCAGGACACUGGUUAGUGCCCUUAAGGGUUCCCUGAGUAGAUCACAAAACAACAACAGGUUGUGCACACCUCGACCUGUUGCCAUCACCUCUCCUUCUCAGACAGUUACUCCUCAGCAGAGCAACCAUGAUAUAAGCCAUCCGUCUUCAGUGGAAUCACUGCUACGUGGAGUAUCACGCUCAGGAGGACAGAGUCAGCCAGUAUCAGCAGGCAGAGUACAGGAAAGAACCACACCAAUAUCCAGUUAUGGAUCUCCAAUGUCUACAAGCAGUUUCUCCCAUCGUGCAACGUCACAGUCUUCUUCUGUACUAAAUGUCCCUCUUUUGGAACAACUCUCUAAUGUAUCCAGAGAUUAUAGUCAAACCCAACUUGCCAAUAACUCUCCUCAACUACUCUCAGCAGGUGGUUUGAUAGAAUCUUGUAUGACUCCAAGCAGCAAUACCGACCGACUCAGAGCCAUCCGAGUUCUCCAACAAAAAGAAUUAAAAAGGAGGGCGGUUCAGAUCAUAACUACAAACCCAGGGUAUCCCUGCUGUGAAUACGACUGUAAUAAAGGUUAACAGUACCACAA
Molecule: messenger RNA, 1252 nt
Organism: Xenopus laevis (African clawed frog)
Lineage: Eukaryota; Metazoa; Chordata; Amphibia; Anura; Pipidae
Gene: rnf212b.S
Product: ring finger protein 212B S homeolog
Exons: 16
Coding region: 261-1241 (326 amino acids)
Source: RefSeq, a predicted model, not a curated record